Messenger RNA from Betta splendens (Siamese fighting fish), 3218 nucleotides. Its product is annotated as XK-related protein 8-like. Gene Ontology annotation, cellular component: plasma membrane. The transcript is spliced from 3 exons. The coding region runs from base 108 to 1340 and encodes 410 amino acids. NCBI's taxonomy places the organism in Eukaryota, Metazoa, Chordata, Actinopteri, Anabantiformes, Osphronemidae. The record is from RefSeq and is a predicted model, not a curated record. Gene Ontology annotation, biological process: apoptotic process involved in development; phosphatidylserine exposure on apoptotic cell surface; engulfment of apoptotic cell.
CUUCCAUCUGGAGGGAGGAAGAAGUUCCAGUGAACGUUGCUCUUCAUAGCAGUAACGGCUGUUUCAGGAUGUGAGCGUGGCAUGGGCUCUAAUGUUAAACCGACACCAUGAGCGUGGUGGUUUCCAAGUUGGACUUCCUGUUCACCUGUGUGAGCCUGCUGUGCCUGCUGGGCGACAUAGUGCUGGACGUCUGUGCGGUGGUGACUUUCUACCAGGCGGAGGACUACGUGUGCGUCGGGCUGCUGCUGCUCUUUCUCCUGGGCUCGUCCGUGCUCGUCCAGGUCUUCAGCUGGCUCUGGUACUGCUAUGAUGGCUUCAGGACGCAGACGAAAGCUGAGAGCUGCCUGAGCCGGCCCUGUCUCAAGCUCCUUCACGUGGUCCAGCUGGGCAGCUAUGUCAGAUUUGCAGGCGUCGUGGAGUCGUCUCUCCUCUACUUCAACAAAAAGGACCCGCAGGGGUACGCGUCGUACCCGAACCACGACCUGAGCCUGUUGCGCCUCAUAGAGACCUUCUCAGAGGGCGCCCCUCAGUUCGUGCUCAUGCUCACCCUCCUCCUGCAGCGGUUCCAGCUCGAUCCUGUCAAAGUGCUGAAGAGCAUUGCCUCCGCCUCAGCCAUCGCCUGCAGUGUAACCAUAUACCACCGCUCCCUGCGCUUCUUCCUGCCCGACAAGAGAAAGCAGAGCUUCCUCUCCUCUGUGGUUUACUUUCUCUGGAACCUGUGUCUCCUCGCGUCUCGUCUCACCUCCCUCGCCCUCUUUGCCUCUGUGCUGCCCUGCUUCGUCUUCGUCCACUUCUUCUGCUCGUGGCUGGUGUUGUUCUUCUUUGCCUGGAGAUCCAAGACCGAUCUCAUGGACAGCCCUGGUGGCGAGUGGCUCUACCGAGCUACGGUCGGCCUCAUUUGGUACUUUGACUGGUUUAAUGUGUCAGAAGGCAAAACGAGGAACAGGACCAUACUCUACCACGGAUACAUACUCGCUGAUGUUUCCCUUCUGUGUGGCCUGUGGUACUGGGCGAUGAACACAGACCCACCCUAUGUGGAAAUACCUCACUUGGUCUCUGUAAUUAUAGCUUUGAGUGUUGUUGGAGUUUACAUCAUUGGUCUUUUGUGUAAAGUUAUUUAUUAUAAGUGCUACCAUCCAAACCUUUCCAAAGGGGACUUAAAAGGAAGCGAAUCUCAACAGGAACCUGAAAGAAGUACAGAACAUCCCAGAGGCGAGGAUCAAGUGAUGUUCAGGACAGGGAUCUACAAUAUGGAUGUAGUGGAUAGUCCGGAACCAUCACCAGCAACAGAACACUACAAUAAAAGAAUGAGAAGGCUGGCAGGGAACUUCUACUCCUGAACUGCGUUAGUAGAAACCAACAGCAGGUUUAAAACAGAGUCAGGGAACGCAUGAAUAAGCUCACUACGUAAGUUAUUCAAAUGCAUGCAAGUUAGCAUUAACUGGUGCUACUAGUUUACCAAAGUGUGUGAAGUUGACAAUCAUUCUUUAAUCUGUUUACUUGUAAAAUAUCAGGUUUGUAUUAAUUUUUACAUUUCCAUGUUAAGACAGAUACUGGUUGUGUUAAAUCUUCUAAUUGGUUUUCUGUUAAGGAAUGAAAAUGGUUGGAAAAAGUUUUUUUUAAUUAAAAAAAAAAAGAACAAUCCAAUAGAAAGCACUUGAAAUACAACACACAGAAUCUACUGUGAAACCGAUCUGAUGAAAAAAGUCUCAAAGCAUUUAUUAUAAAUCAAAACCAUCAGCUUAUAUAAAUAUUUGACUAAGGUCAAUCAUAAUUUGGCAAAUAUGCUCAAAGAAGGCCAUGUAGUGUCGUUUAUGAUUAUUUUAGUUUUUAAGCUUAAGAAAUCACAACUGAAGUCUGAAAUGUUUUAAAAUUUAUUUACAUUUGUACUGAGAGUUUCUAGAUUCACAGGAAAAACUUUACAAGACCUGUGGAGAGACCCCAAACAUUUACUAUGAGGAAAGAAGUGAUUACUGUCAAAGUUAUCAUUGAUUAUUAUGAUAGUAUUCAGCGUACAGGAUCACAUUCAGCUCCCUCUCAUGUCACCUCACAGGUCCUCCACAAUGAGAUGAAAAACACUAAGUGUGGAGACAAACACAGACACUGCAUAUGAAAAGUAAAUGUUUUUGGCAUCAGAAAGAACACGAGGGCAUUUAAGAACCUAUUUCAAAACAGACAUGCAGAGAAAGAAAAACAAAUUACAUUCAAUGAGCUGAAAAAUGACGCAAUGACUGCAGCCGGACUGAAUUUCUCGCCCAGUUAGGUAGUACAAUACUGAACAAUCAAAGGCACCCGUCCUAAAUGUGCCGAUCCCUUUAGUAAAACCCGAUACGCCUUCAAACACGUGCUACAGAUUGUGAUUGUCUCCAAGCGACGCAAAGCUUUUCACAGCAACUCAACAAAAUAAUCUCCUUUCAAAGGAGGCAGAAUCCAAACGCAACAGGACAGGACCAUCAUAAGAGGAUGAAAAACAAACGCAUUUUCACUCCAAACUGCUCUGAAGGAUUUUCAAACUAAAUAUCUGGUCUAUUCCCAUUUUAUCUGUAGCCCUUCACUAAAAUGGUUUCUUGGAACACUGAGCGAUCAGUCAACACUCCCGUUUCAGAUGCAGUGCAGACUGAAACUAAACCGUAGUAAAGUAAAAAAAGGAACAACACUUUGGAUAAUAUAACAAUGCGGUGAUAAAUGUGUCAAACAAAAGAAUCUUACACGUUUCCCUUUGAGAUUAAGCAUACAGGUUAUGGAUAAAGGCACAAUAUAAAUAUGCACUGUCACGCAAAACAAACUUAAAACUAAAUUACACAGAAAUACACAUUCUUAAUGGUCAAGCUGCUUGUGUGUAAAGAAAUCUUCAGGCUCAGUAUUGUUCAGUCGUCUAUUCAACUCCCUGCUUCCCUCAACAGCUCCCACACACUCAUGGAAACAGCACAAGUGCACACAAGUCACGGUCCUUUUUUCCUGCGCGGGUCCAGACGCCUUCAACCAGCCUGUGGUUUGUUGGAUUAGGCAAAUACAACUAUUCAUGUCAGGUCCAUCAUGUUGGUCAGUCUAGCGCAUUACAGAUGAAAACACGGCAGCUAAUGAUUGAAUUACUGACUAACAAUUUGGUCUCUAGUGUGAAAACUGUUCCCAGUAGAAAUGAUGACGCUGUGGACUAAACGAUGUGAUGAUGACGACGUGAACUGCAAAAAAUAUAUAAUGAAAAGAAAUUUAUGGAA